Messenger RNA from Nerophis ophidion (straightnose pipefish), 4050 nucleotides. It is a transcript of the gene trmt44, whose product is annotated as tRNA methyltransferase 44 homolog. The coding region runs from base 256 to 2073 and encodes 605 amino acids. The record is from RefSeq and is a predicted model, not a curated record. Gene Ontology annotation, biological process: tRNA methylation. The transcript is spliced from 11 exons. Gene Ontology annotation, molecular function: metal ion binding; tRNA (uridine) methyltransferase activity. Lineage: Eukaryota; Metazoa; Chordata; Actinopteri; Syngnathiformes; Syngnathidae.
GUUUCGCCUUGCCUACGUCAUCAGGUAGCGACAAUGUUUUUGCCUUAUUUUGGUACUUCAAACGCACCAAAUUGUGGAUUUUACACUGACUUUUACGACCAGACUAGGGUUAGGUGAUUGAACUAAAAAAAACGUCUGUUUUCCUCAAAUCAAAUAUAUACUUUUAUAUUGGAAUACGAGCUCCAAGGGCCGGAAAGUUAGCUAGCGAGCUAACUAAAGGUACGCACGUUUCGUCGUGCGUCCUUCAGCUUAAAGAUGCCUAAAUUAUUCGACAUUGAAUUCCCAGAAGAGUGUCAAAGCAACCCCGAUAGGUUCUGGUCGGCUGUUGACGUGUGGUUAAAAAAGCCUCAUGUCGUCAACAAGCGGCUAUGCGGGGUAAAAGAGACAGAAAGUCAAAAUGUGAACGGCGCAGCAUUGAGUUUGGUGCUAGGCAAUGAUGAACUUCCUCAGGACGUGUUAAGCUUCGUCACCACCUCGGCGUUUGCACACACACUUUCUUACAAUAUAAGGACUUUUAUUCCAAAAGUUAACAUUUAUGGGACCCACCUGCACAAAGAGAUUGUUGUUAAAGAUUUUGAAUGCCAGCAAGUGACUUUUAUUCCAUUUGAAGAGGACGAAGAAGGAAAAGUGUCUCUGAGAAAGUGCAACGUUUACCAGAUUCAGCUGCGCCUUACAGACAGAUUGCUGUUGGAGCUGCACGUGUUGACCGUGGACGGUUGGCACUGUGAUGGCGUGGCCUACCCGAAGCUCGGGUGGCUGUCGACUGAGCUGCUACCAAAGCUGCUGCGCUGGUCUGUCGACUGCAAGAGCAGCGAUUUUACGAGCACACUGUCUCUUCUGCCGGUGGAAAAGUACAGCUUGACAUACCAACAACUCAAAGACAAGUACAAAGCCAUGGUCAAGGUUUGGCCCGAGGUUACAGAUCCAGAGAAGUUUGUUUUCGAAGACGUCGCCAUCGCCACUUAUCUCCUGGUGCUUUGGUCCGAGGAGCAGACGGAACAUGACCUUAAAACAAAACAAUCCUUCGUAGACUUGGGCUGUGGAAAUGGUCUUCUAGUGCACAUUUUGACGAACGAAGGGCACCCGGGUAAAGGCAUCGACGUUCGUAAGAGGACUAUUUGGGACAUGUAUGACUCCAACACACUGCUGGAGGAGCAAGCCAUCACUCCCGGCGAUAGCUUUUUAUUCCCAGAUACCGACUGGCUAAUUGGGAACCACUCAGACGAGCUAACACCAUGGAUCCCUGUCAUCGCGGCCAGGUCGUCUUAUUCCUGCCGGUAUUUUGUACUACCGUGCUGCUUCUUUGACUUCUUUGGCAAAUACCAGCGGCGUCAAAGCCAAAAGUCGCAGUACAAGGAAUACAUUGACUUCAUCACAGACGUUAGCCGAGUCAGCGGCUUUGACACAGAGAUGGACUGCCUCAGAAUACCCUCCACCAAACGGGUUUGUCUGGUUGGUAAGACCCGUAACUACCAGGCUUUUGACGAGGCGCAAGUGGAAGACCGGAGAGCUCAAUACAUACAGAACCGAGGGUCAGCGAUCAAGAAGGAUCACGUGAGCAGCAGCUGGGGAUCGGGUUUUCAUCCCCGAGAGAAGGUGGAAGUCGUACGAAACUGCGGCACUCUUUCUCGGGACUUUGUAGACGACGUGGUCAUACGUGUCGCUGAUGCUCUGCUGAGGAUGACGGCGGAUGGUGGCCAGAGUUGUUCAAGCUGGAACACAGGAGGCAGCUUGUCAUUGGGCGAGGUGGCAUUGUUGUUGCAUCAAGAGACGCUCCAGAAACUGAAAAAGGAAUGUGGCGGCCUCCAGACGCUCCUGAAGAACAACCAUCAAGUUUUUGAAGUGGAAGGAGGAAGCGUGCACUUACGAGAUUGGCGGGACGGAAAGCACCCGAGGGCGGGCUCCAAGAAAAGAUCUGUGGCCCCUGGGGCCCUCAAAACACGUCCCUGCUGGUUUUACAGCCACCACCCUCAAGGCUGCCCCCUGUUGGCACAGCGUUGCAGCUUCGCUCACGGACACGAUGACCUCCGACCUUCUAACAGAUCUUCGAAGAAAAGCAAACGUGACGUUUGACUAUGUUAUUCAUUAACACUCACGUGACUCCUACAUCAGAAUUUUUUUUAGUAACAAAAAAAGUCUUCUUAUUUUUUGUAAAGUUGUGACUUCAUUGCUGUUAAAUUCCCAAAAUUUUUAAGUUUUUGGAUGAAAAAACAAUUAGUCUUUCUGGUAAUGAUACAAAGCUACACCGCUUGUGUAGAAGCUGGAUGGAUGAAUUCUGACUUUAUUGUUUAAUUAUUUUUUGAUUAUUUAAAUUUUGUCAAUCUUACAAAACCACAACUUUUAUUUUUUUAACUUUUAUAUUUUUUCAACUUAAUUUAAAGAUUCUCCUAAUUUUAUAAUACUUUAUUAUUAUUAUUAUUUUUUUUUACAUAAUUUUAGUUGUCAUUUUCACUUACAAUGAAAAAUGUAUAUUUUGAAUUUAUAUCAAUUUGUAAUUUUAUGACACAAAGGUAUUUGUAAAUAUUACCAGGAGAGACUUAAAAUCAGUAAAAUCGUAGAUUUACAAGAAUAAAGAUGCAAUAUUAAAAAACCUAUUGAGGAAAAGUCGCAUUAUAAUAAUAAAAUGUUAAUAUUCAAAGAGAAAAGUAGGCAUACUUCAACAAUAAAUUCACAAUUACAUGAGAAAGUUACAACUUUAUUUAUUUUUAUGAUUUAUUUAAAAAAUGCAAAUAUUACAACUAUAAUGGCGAAAAUGUAUCAAGUCAGCAUUUUAUGAGACAAAGAUGGAACUUUACCAGAGCAAACAAACUAAAAAGAUGAGUCAUAACAAUUAGGGCUGGGCGAUGUGGCCUUUUAUUAAUAUCUCGAUAUUUUUAGGCCAUGUCACGAUACACGACAUAUCUCGAUAUUUUGCCUUAGCCUUGAAUGAACACUUGAUGUAUAUAAUCACAGCAGUAUGGUGAUUCUUAUGUGUCUACAUUGAAAUAUUCUUGUUCAUACUGCAUUAAUAUAUGCUUAUUUUAAACUUUCAUGCAGAGAGGGAAAUCACAACUAAGUCCAUUUAUCAAAACUGUAUUUAUUAAACAGUUAUUAAGCAGUGGCACAAAAAUUCAUGUAAUUUCCAAAACAAAACGUGUAAGAUUGUCCGAGACAUUUUAAAACAAGCUAUGUGCGCACUUUUGUGCAUGAUGUCUCAAAGAUUACAUAUCAAAACAACACUAAAUUAAAGUUCACUUUUUGUGCAGAACGCCACUACAAUAGUUUAAAACAAAUAAAGUGCACUUUUGUGCAUGAUGUCACACAAUAUAUUUCAAUAAGUGCAAAAUAAAAAUGAGCUGCAUAGUAGGCAAUCAAAUAGUAAAUGUCCUUCGCUAUGUGGUAGGUUCCUGCGAACGGUCUCUCCUUUUGUUGACUAUUUUCAUACGGUGUUGAUGUGGAAAUAGUUGUUUCGGCAUUUUGUUGGUGUGGCACCGAACGGAGAUGUUGACAUGCGGAGUUUCAAGCACUCUUCAUUCUCUAGCAGGUGAAUUUUCAAAAGAUGCUACAUUAGCAGUGGUGCUACUUUUUGUAGCAACGCUUUUGCCGCAUAAUUGUUCAUCUUCCCGCUUGAAGCCAAUCCACCGCCAGACGAUGGACCCCGUGCUGUUUUUCUUGGGAAUUAAUCCUUCCUUCAUUUGUUACCCGAUUCGCACCUUCUCGCUCUCGUAUUACCACCCGCACCGCACCGUUAGCAUCACAGCUAACGUUACCAUGUCGCUACCUGUCUGCUCCGCAAGAGCAUGUGACGUUGCACACGUGACGUGUAUAAGAAAGUGCGCUUGUUUUAAGUCUCUGUGAGAAGGAGAGACAAGAAAGUGGGAAACGCAUGCAGUGUAAUGCCCACAGCUAAAAGCAGCUGUGUGAGAAAGUAUACUUGAAUACCACAAUAUAGUCAUUUUCUAUAUCGCACAGAGACAAACCUGCAAUAUAUCGAUAUAUCGCCAAGCCCUAAUCACAAUACAAAGAAGAGUUGCAGUUUUCUGAUUGUUAUAAUAAACUAUUACAAAAGAA